This is a messenger RNA of Candoia aspera, 4344 nucleotides long. RefSeq names its product nuclear factor kappa B subunit 2 (gene NFKB2). NCBI's taxonomy places the organism in Eukaryota, Metazoa, Chordata, Lepidosauria, Squamata, Candoiidae. Gene Ontology annotation, biological process: regulation of DNA-templated transcription; signal transduction. Gene Ontology annotation, molecular function: RNA polymerase II cis-regulatory region sequence-specific DNA binding; DNA-binding transcription factor activity, RNA polymerase II-specific; protein binding. The transcript is spliced from 22 exons. Gene Ontology annotation, cellular component: cytoplasm. The record is from RefSeq and is a predicted model, not a curated record. The coding region runs from base 348 to 3119 and encodes 923 amino acids.
GCUUUUCUCUGCCCGCCCCACGAGGGGUCUGGAGGUGAAGAGGCUGGUGGGAAGGCGGAACAAGUUGCGCUGCCGUGGCCGAGAAGCCGCGAAGGAGCCGAGCAGAGCCUGCCUUCUUUCCUUCUCUCCCCGCUUCCCUCCCCCCUCCCUCGGGCUUUGCCGGGGUUCUAGGGACUUUCCAGCCCUCUUACCUUGCCCGCCCAGUUUCCGCCUGCGCUUCUGUUGGCGGCGGCAGCAGAGGGAGUGAUUGGUUUUUCUUUCUUUUUUUCUUCUUUAAGUUCCUCCGUCUCGUCUGUUUGUUCCGCAGGGCCGGAUUGCCAGUUCCGUAAUUAUAAGGUGGAUCCUUCAUGGAUGGCGAAGGCUACCCCGCGUGCUUAGAUGGGAUAGACUAUGACGAUUUUCAGUUUGGUGCUCAUUUGAUGGAGCAGAAAGAGCUGCUUAUGGAGACAGUUGAAGGCCCAUUUCUCACUAUAAUUGAACAACCAAAACAGCGAGGUUUCCGGUUCCGUUAUGGCUGUGAAGGGCCCUCACAUGGUGGGCUGCCUGGAGCAUCUAGUGAGAAGGGGCACAAGACUUAUCCCACUGUCAAGAUCUCUAAUUACAUUGGACUGGCUAGGAUAGAGGUGGACUUGGUGACUCACACUGAUCCUCCACAAGUCCAUGCGCACAGUCUUGUGGGAAAGCAGUGUAAUGAAGCUGGCAACUGCAUUGUGAUGGUGGGCCCAAAGGAUAUGACUGCACAAUUUAAUAACCUAGGUGUGCUCCAUGUGACUAAGAAAAACAUGCUAGAGGUAAUCAAGGACAAACUGCAGAAGCAGAAGAUGAGAAACAGAGUGCAGCCUCUAACAGCAGAAUCUGAACAAGAGUUGAUUGAACAAGAGGCAAAAGAGUUGAAGAAGACAAUGGAUCUCAGCAUUGUUCGUUUGCGCUUCAAUGCCUAUCUUCGCGAUAGUAGUGGAAACUUCACUUUAGCAUUAAAGCCAGUUAUUUCUGACCCCAUUCAUGAUAGCAAGUCUCCUGGAGCUUCCAACUUAAAGAUAUCUCGGAUGGAUAAGACUGCAGGCUCAGUGCGAGGUGGAGAUGAAGUAUAUCUGCUGUGUGAUAAAGUCCAGAAAGAUGAUAUUGAGGUCCGUUUUUAUGAAGAUGAUGAGAAUGGUUGGCAGGCCUUUGGAGAUUUCUCCCCCACAGAUGUGCACAAACAGUAUGCCAUUGUCUUCCGUACUCCACCUUAUCACAAGACAAAGAUAGAUCGCCCAGUCACUGUGUUCCUUCAGUUGAAGCGGAAGCGAGGGGGUGACGUGAGUGACUCCAAGCAGUUUACAUACUACCCAGUGGUAGAAGAUAAGGAAGAAGUGGAAAGGAAGCGUAAGAAGACCUUACCUCAGUUCCCCCAGCACUUUGGUGGCGGUGCGCCUAUGGGAGGCGCUGGUGGUGGAGCUGGUGGAUUUGGUUCUGGUGGAGCUGGGAGUCCGUGGCAUUCUUCAGGAUACAGUCCAUAUAACAACAGCAUUUAUCUAUCUGGAUCCCAUCCUAUGGGCAGCUACCAAGGUGGAAGAGGUAUCCAGAUGCCCAGAACUGCUAGAUUGGAAGAUACUGAACAUCAUCCCUCAGAAGAUGGCAGUGAUUAUAUUGAACUGUUGCAGCAUGCUCAGGAAUGCAGUUCAUGGAUGCUAAUGCUAGCUCGGCGCAGUGCCCAGGCUCUUCUGGACUAUGCAGUCACUGCUGACCCACGUAUGUUGUUGGCUGUCCAAAGACACCUAGCUGCUUCUCAGGAUGAGAAUGGAGAUACGCCUUUGCACUUAGCUAUUAUUCAUGAGCAGACGGCUGUGAUUGUGCAGCUGGUCCAAGUGGCUGUAAGCAUUCCUAAUCAACAGAUCAUCAAUAUCACCAAUCACCUGCAGCAGACACCAUUACAUCUGGCUGUGAUCACCCAUCAGCCCAGGGUGGCUGGUUUCUUACUUCAGGCUGGAGCAGACCCCACUUUGCUGGAUCGCUAUGGCAACUCAGUUGUGCAUUUGGCUGUACAUUUGGAUGACGAAGAGAUGUUGAAGACUCUCCUCUGCCACUUGGGCUCCCAGACUCUCCCUCUUCUUGAGAUACCUAACUAUCUUGGCCUUUUCCCUGUGCAUCUUGCUGUGAAGUGCACAAAACCAGCCUGUCUUGAGUUGCUAGUUGAGGAAGGAGCGAAUGUGAAUGCAGCAGAACGGCAGAGUGGACGGACACCUUUACAUCUAGCUAUUGAAAUGGAUAACCUUAACAUGGCUAUAUGUUUGAUGAAGAAGCUGGGAGCUGAUGUGAAUGCUCAGACAUCUGCUGGGAAUACACCCCUUCACUUGGCAGCAGGAAUGGGUUCUCCAGUUCUUACAAAGAUGCUAAUCAGUGCAGGAGCAGAUGUUUUAUGUGAAAAUGAUGAGCCUAUCUUAGCCCCCUCAUCCCAACCAAGCAGUGAUGUUGAGCUGGAGGAUGAGGAAUGGGUCACAGAACUGGGAGAGACUUGUGAUGAACUGACUGAGCAAGGCCUGGAUUGUAUUGCUGAGUUGGAGAGUGAGCAGUCCAAUGCACGUGAAAGAAAUCAGGGCCGGGGACAUACCCCAUUUGAUUUGACUUGUAGCCAGAAGGUAAGAGAGAUACUACUACAAGCUUCAAAACAAGAUGUUAGAAGGAAGGAGGCUGCUACCUCUUCUGUGUCUAGGCAAGGCAGCAUCCUAUUUCUGAAUAAUGAUGUUCUUCAGAGUCUAGAGAAGCUCUUAAACCAGGGCUGCCAAGGGGCAAAUUGGGCAGAAUUGGCCAAGAAAUUAGGUCUCUGCAGCUUAGUGGAGACGUACAAAGACACAGUUUCCCCCAGCAGAAGACUCCUACUCAGCUAUGAGAUGGCUGGUGGCAGUCUUGAAGGUCUGUUGGAAGCACUUGGCUCUAUGGGACUGACAGAGGGCGUGAGAUUACUACAGAGACCAGAAACUUUUGACAAGCUUCAAAGUGCAGAGCUGAAGGAAGACAGUGCUUAUGGCAGUCAGUCAGUGGAAGAGGAGCCAGAAGCUCUACCUGGGAAGCUGCAAUCUGCCCCAUUUCUGGAACCACCUUCUUCCUUGCCUCACAACCAGCAGGAGCAAGUGCACUGACACUAGAUGAGCAUCAGGAGAAAAUGACUAUUGGUUGCUUACAGCAUGUGCCUCUCAGGGUCCAGGAUACUAUCAUCAGUAGAGAAUUACUGUACAGUCUGGGUCACCCCCAUUUUCAUGGCCAGUUUGCUGCCUAUAUCAGCCAGGGCCCCAUAAAUAUGGGGAAAUGUGAUUGCUCUUAUUCUAAUACCUUUUAUCAAGCUCUGGCCCAGGCCUGCUCACAUUCUAGAAUUUUUUAACUGCAGGUCCCUUCAUUUUAUGGUGAGGACUCACUUGAUAGUGGAAGCUGCCUGGUGAAAAAAUUGGAUUUCAAUAAUGAAUGCAGACUGGGAUAUUGCAAAUUACUUUGACCAUUCUCUUGAAUACAGCUUUAAUAACUAUCAGCACAAACAUUACUGAUAAAAGCAUUCUCAUGAACAGUAAUCAGCUUCCACAAACCACCCACACCCUGCCCAACAUUUUGGUCCCAGGUAACUGUUUCCUUUUACAUUCCUCUCUUCAAAGAAGUCUUCUAUUGCAAAGUGCAUUUGAUGAGGGGAUUUUCAACUCAACUUAUUCAAUAAUGAUGUAGGCUGCCCUGAGUUGUAUGCCAAGCAGGGUGGCUAUAUGAAUUGAUUACAUAAAAUAAAACUCUGUGUGUAGCAUUCUGAUGAUGCUAAUUCCCCCAAUAAGAAAGAAAGGUAACAAUCUUUGCUAAUAGUAGCUCAGAGUUUGAAAUAGUUAUUUUCAAUUUUAAAUCUCUUCUGGCAUAUGAAUCGCCUUUGUUCAGAAAUCUAUAAAUUUCAUGACUAGGAAAAUGCAAAAUUGCAUAGUAUCUUAUUUUGUUGUUCAAGGUGGUUCUGUUUAGCAGUUUUGAUUUGGGAAAUGAAAAGAUACAGAUUGAGCAAGAUGUUGCAGCAAAAACAAAGUUCUGCCAGAAUGAACUGUUUAACAUUUAAAAAGUUUCCCUAGUUAGAAGUAGAUUGUGUGUUGGCUUAAUAAUGUAGGGCUGGCAAAAAUUCCUCAUGUUCGAGUGCCUUUAAAAUUUGACUGAAAUGAACAUAAGAUUGUAGGAUAGGGAAGGUAAUUGCCAGUUUCUUGUAUUAACAGCAUUCUGUGUGACUAAAACUAAUUAACAUGUAAAGCCAGAUUACUUUUGUAAGGUGUACGGAAAUAAUAAUUGUAUGUUAUUUUGCAUGCAGAAUCAGAAAUGUCCUGCGCUGAAUAAAAAUUUUCUACCUCUCUU